AUGCUAGUCAGCAGUGAUAUUUCAGAUUACUUAGACUGCCCAAGUGAAAGAGGAGUGACUUGCACUUGCCCCCUGUGCACUUCGGACAGGAGGCACCUGUGUGUCACCACCUCUGAGGGGGUUCAGCUUGCCAAGAAACUAGGAGCCACUUACCUCAAAUUGCACACUCUUAACAACUUCUGCAUCCAGAAGCAUGUUGGAGGAGUGCUGGAAUAUUUUAUGAUCCAAAGUUUGAAUCAGAAGUUUUCUGAAAACAAUGAAGAAAAGAUGCAGAAGUGCCAUUAAGUUCAACCACCUCAGCUCAAGCAGCCAGAAAAAAUGCUGAUUUUGAAGGGCGAAGCCUGGCACUAUGAUGUGGACCUGCACAACCUGCUCUGCUGCUGUGGGUAACAUUUUGCCGUGAAAGACCUCAGCAUGGUGGUGGAGGCUUACAAGGUCAUCCUCUGCUCCACCAGCUACAUCUUCAUGCUGCUCUUCGAGGUGAAGAGCCCCACCGACAUCUGUGACACCUCCAUCGUGUGCAUGGUACAGAGCCCCUUGACAGCAGAGGUGGGGGCCAUCUGCAGUGUCCCACCCAGCAUCCCACCCAUGAGGGUGGUGGUGAGGGAUGCUGUCCUCUGCUCUUGGCUGCUGGACAUCCUCCACUUUAUCUAUUCAGGUGCUUUCCAGUGGGAACGAUUAAAAGACAAUAUAAAGAAGUUGUUGAAGCAUCCAGAAAAAACAUAUGACAUGCUUGAGAAAGUUAAAUGUAUCCUGAAAACUCCAGGGAAGGUACCUCUAACUCUCUUGGGGCAACUGUUAGUUACUUAA
Calidris pugnax (ruff) is the source of this 810-nucleotide messenger RNA. It is a transcript of the gene RHOBTB3, whose product is annotated as Rho-related BTB domain containing 3. The record is from RefSeq and is a predicted model, not a curated record. Lineage: Eukaryota; Metazoa; Chordata; Aves; Charadriiformes; Scolopacidae.